Messenger RNA from Xyrauchen texanus (razorback sucker), 3337 nucleotides. It is a transcript of the gene cdh12b, whose product is annotated as cadherin-12. Gene Ontology annotation, cellular component: adherens junction; catenin complex; plasma membrane. Gene Ontology annotation, biological process: cell-cell junction assembly; adherens junction organization; homophilic cell-cell adhesion. Bases 593 to 3007 code for a protein of 804 amino acids. The transcript has 12 exons. NCBI's taxonomy places the organism in Eukaryota, Metazoa, Chordata, Actinopteri, Cypriniformes, Catostomidae. The record is from RefSeq and is a predicted model, not a curated record. Gene Ontology annotation, molecular function: cadherin binding; calcium ion binding.
GUCACACUCUCUCUCUCACGCACUCUUUCUCUCUCUCUCUGUCUCUCAUACACACACGCUCUGUUCAUUCUGAAACUGCAGGGACAUACGCUUCAGCACACACACACACACACACACACACUCUAUCAACCCGUUUUCUUUUCUUUUUUUUCAAUCUUUCCACACCAGCGGCACAUGCUUCUGUCUCCGCUCUGGCUUCUGUACAGUACAGGAUGAAUAUCAUAGACUCCAGAGAGAAAGUAGACGAGAACACAAGGAACUAAAAGAGGAAUUCAGGCUGAAACGAGGAAGGAAAGAUAUUGAGGACUGAUGAAGGAAGUGAGGAAGUGAAACAUUUGGAUUUGACUCAUUUCAUCCAUCUCAUUUCGCUGGUGGAAACGGACUCAAUUAAGGUGAUGAAUCCACUACCUGGCUGACCUGAUUUAUACCUUCAGCAAGGGGAGUGGCAGAGCACUAGACCCCCAACUUCUCCUUAACCCCUACUGGCUUCACGCUCAAGCUUGUGAGCCUCAGAGCCCUGGAUCUCUUGUCUGUCACCUCCCCCUUUUCCUCGGGUCCUUGACGUGGGAGCAGCACCUUAACAGACCGCCCAAUGCUGAGGAGGAACUGUCUGCUGGUAUUCCUGUGCUUUCUCUUUGAGCAGAGCUUCUGCGCUCCUUUCCAGAGCAGGCCAGGGCAAGAGUGGCCCCACGGCCUGUCGGAGCCCUCAGCGGUGGAGAGCAAUGGAGGUUCCAGGGGCUUCCAGAGGGUCAAGAGGGGCUGGGUGUGGAACCAGUUCUUUGUGCUGGAGGAGUACAUGGGCUCGGACCCACAGUAUGUGGGAAAGUUACACACUGACCUGGAUAAAGGGGAUAGCGGAGUGAAGUACACUCUCUCGGGUGAGGGGGCCGGCACCAUCUUCACCAUUGACCAGACCACUGGGGACAUACAUGCUUUACGCAGUCUGGACCGUGAGGAGAGGCCUUACUACACCCUUCGAGCGCAAGCGGUGGAUAUUGACACCAACCGGCCACUGGAACCAGAGUCAGAGUUUGUCAUCAAGGUGCAAGACAUCAACGACAAUGAGCCAAAGUUCCUGGAAGGUCCCUACACUGCUAGCGUACCAGAGAUGUCACCUGUGGGUACAUAUGUGAUGAAGGUGACCGCAACAGAUGCAGAUGACCCCACAUAUGGCAACAGUGCACGAGUGGUUUACAGCAUACUACACGGGCAGCCAUACUUCUCUGUCGACCCCAAGUCAGGAGUAAUCAGGACAGCUCUACCCAACAUGGACCGGGAGGUGAAAGAACUAUAUCAAGUUCUCAUCCAAGCCAAAGACAUGGGCGGCCAGUUAGGUGGUCUGGCAGGGACCACGACCAUCAACAUCACACUGAGCGACGUCAAUGACAACCCACCCAGGUUCUCCAAAAGUAUAUUUCACCUACGUGUACCAGAGUCAUCAGCAGUUGGGUCUGCGGUUGGCCGAAUCAAAGCUCAUGAUCUUGACAUAGGAAAGAACGCUGAGGUGGAAUAUAACAUCGUCCCUGGAGAUGGAGGGGCCAUGUUCGACAUCACCACCAACGAACACAAUCAAGAGGGAAUAAUCAUGCUCAAAAAGCCGCUGGACUAUGAGACCAAAAAAGCCUACACAUUUAAAGUGGAGGCCUCAAAUGUGCACCUGGAUCCACGAUUUCACAGUUUCGGCCCGUUUAAAGACACAGCAACAGUAAAAAUCAACGUUCUGGAUGUGGAUGAGCCUCCUGUCUUUAGUAAACACUCCUACACAAUGGAUGUUUACGAGGAUACACCGCAAGGAACCAUUAUAGGAGCCGUGACUGCACAGGACCUUGACGCAGGAAACAGUCCAGUCAGGUAUUCCAUCGACUGGAAGAGCGAUCUGGACAGUUUCUUCGAUAUUGACCCUGUCAGAGGAACCAUCUCAACCAAUGAGCUUCUGGACAGGGAGAGUAUAGCCCAGCACAACAUUUCUGUCGUGGCUACUAAAGUUAAUAACCCAGUGCUGACCAGUAGAGUGGCCGUCACAGUUCAUGUGCUGGACAUUAAUGAGUUUCCACCAGAGCUCGCCAUGCCUUACGAAACCUUUGUGUGUGAGGGUGCCAAAGUCGGACAGGUGAUUCAGGUCAUCAGUGCAAAAGACCAGGACCUCCCCCAAGCCGGACAAAGAUUUUCCUUCAAAUCUCCUCAAGAGGGAGUGAAGACCAAGAACUUCACCAUCAGAGACUUUGGGAAUAAUACUGCUGGGUUGGUGGCAUUGCGUAGCGGCUUCAAACGGCGCUCUCAAGAGAUCUACCACAUUCCAGUUCUGAUUGAGGAUGGAGGCCUCCAGACCUUGAGCAGUACCAGCACCCUCACCAUUCGUGUGUGCAGCUGUGACGCCAAUGGAUCUUUAUUAACCUGCAGCGCUGAAGCUAUAUUCCUCCCUGUUGGCCUCAGUACCGGAGCCCUGGUCGCUAUUCUGGUGUGCAUUGUCAUACUGCUGGUCAUCGUGGUACUUUACGUGGGCGUACGGCGCCAGAAGAAGAAAGAGACUCUCAUGACAUCCAAAGAGGACAUCCGUGACAACGUCAUCCAUUAUGACGACGAAGGAGGGGGCGAAGAGGACACGCACGCCUUCGACAUGGGCACUCUCCGUAACCCCAAAGUCAUCAAGGAAAAUCUCUUUCGCCGAGACGUUAAGCCCGAGUUGGGUUUGGGUCCGCAGCGCUCAAUAGCCUCGCAGAACAGCGCUGACAUCAGCAACUUCAUCAGUCAGCGACUGCAAGAACACGAUGGCGACACUUCAGCGCCGCCCUACGACUCACUCGCCACGUAUGCCUAUGAAGGCGAGGGCUCUGUGGCGGAGAGUUUAAGUUCUAUAGAGUCUGUUAAGGGUGAAAUAGAGAAGGACUACGAUUACCUCAAUGACUGGGGAGCUCGAUUCAAAACCCUUGCAGAGAUUUUUGGAGAACGAUCAGAGAGCCAUUCGGACGUAACCUCCACCACCACUACCACUGAAAACAAACACUGAUGUUUUUUUACAUUGGUUUUGAAAUAAAUAUAGACAUGUGUUUUUUCAGUUUUGUUUUAUUCUUAUUAUUUUGUAGUUGUUCUUUUUGUUUUGUUUGUUUGCCUUGAUUUCAUACCAGAAUCAACAGAUGAUAAAGGAAUCCAGAUUGAAAUCAGCUGCAAGAAAAUAUUUUCUUCAUCAGUAUUUUUGUUUUGCUUUCCAUACAACAAAUAUCUAAACGUUCUUAUAACAAGAUAAAUUAACUUAAGAAGCAAAAUUGAAUAAGAUGUAAUAUGACAUGUUUUCAGAUUAUAUAUUUUGAAUAAAGUUUGGAAAUCUUUCUAACCCCAA